AUGAACGAUGGUCACGAAUUUCCCCGAUUCAACGUUGUGCUGGUUAACUUUCUCCUCGUACGGAUCCUGAUACCACAUGUGGUUUUGCAACCUUGGAAUGUGGCCAUUGGAUCAAGGAACAUCGGAAAGCAUACAGCAGUGAAUCUGACCAGCUUGGCUACGCUGCUCUACUGUGUCUGCAGGCAGCUGUCACCAUUGCCACCGCUGGUGGGGCAUUCAGAAGCAUCGUUUCUGGGAAGACGGCGAUCAAAAACAGCGACAGCCUCGCAUGCUGAGACUUCAUUUACGUCCAUCGACGACAUUGGAUACCGCCUCACGUCCGACAAAAAAUUCCCCAGUAACGAUCCUCAAGUCGUCCAGGUUAUAAAGGAACAUCAUAUUAUGCUGCAGGAGGUAUUGAGCCGUCUCCGCUCUCAGCUCCACGGCUCGCGUGAAUAG
This is a messenger RNA of Phytophthora infestans T30-4, 438 nucleotides long. RefSeq lists its product as uncharacterized. The transcript is spliced from 2 exons. The record is from RefSeq and is a predicted model, not a curated record. The coding region runs from base 1 to 438 and encodes 145 amino acids. NCBI's taxonomy places the organism in Eukaryota, Oomycota, Peronosporomycetes, Peronosporales, Peronosporaceae.